UUACUGAUGAAGACAAAGUGGAGUUACAGAGGAUUCAAACCAUAUUUGGUCCUCGUGUGAAUGACUACAUUAUGAUACUCUACACAAAUGUGUCAUGUCCCAAAGGCAAACCUGUACAGGAUAGUCUGCAAGAGAACCCAUAUCUAAAGCAGCAAUUUCCUAAAGGUUGCUUUGUGCUUAGCCAGGAGAGUGGGCAUGAGGAGAUAUCAGAAAUGCUCAAGAAGAUUAAGAGCAAAUCAGACAAAUGUUUCACCACUGAUAUGUUUGUGGAAGCUCAAAUAGAGGAGAGAGGCAGACUCCAGACAGAGUUGGAAAAGGAAAAAAAGGAAAAUGAGGAGAUGAAGAAGCAGCUCAACAGCUCACCAGUCAUUCAGAAUCCAGAGAGCACCCCAGAUUGUGUCAGGAUCGUGCUGAUUGGGAAGACAGGAGUUGGGAAGAGUGCAACAGGAAACACCAUCCUGGGGAAAGAUGUUUUUAAAUCUGCACCUUGGGGUAAAUCAGUGACGACCUGUUGUCAGAAAGACACAGCACAAGUAAAUGGCCGAUCUGUUGCUGUUGUAGACACACCAGGGUUGUUUGAUACAGGUGCCCCAAAUGAUGAUGUCCUGAAAGAAACUGUGAAGUGUUUCAGCUUGCUGGCCCCUGGACCCCAUGUGUUCUUGCUGGUUCUUUCAAUUGGUACCAGGAUGACACAAGAAGAAAAGGAGACGUUGAAACUCAUCAAAGAUACCUUUGGGACUGGGGCUGAAAAGUUUACCAUUACCCUUUUCACAAAAGGGGAUGGUCUAGGUUCUUAUCCAAUUCAACAGCACAUCGAAAAGGGUGAUCCUUCAAUUGAGCGACUAAUCUCUGACUGUGAAGGACAGUAUCAUGUGUUCAAUAACAACAAUCAAGGGAAUCGCACACAGGUGUCUGAGCUGAUGGAAAUAAUUGACAGGAUGGUGGAGAAGAACGGUGUUGGUUGUUACACAAAUGAGAUGUUCCAAAUGGCAGAAGCUGCAAUUAAAGAGAAGUUUGAGAACAUUAUGAGAGAGAGGCAGUUGAAAAUUGAGAGGGAGAAGGAACAGCUGCAGGUCAAAUUUGAUGAGGAAAUAAGAGUAGUCAUUCAGAAUCCAGACAGCACCCCAGAUUGUGUCAGGAUCGUGCUGAUUGGGAAGACAGGAGUUGGGAAGAGUGCAACAGGAAACACCAUCCUGGGGAAAGAGGCUUUUAAAUCUAAACCUUGGGGUAAAUCAGUGACGACCUGUUGUCAGAAAGACACAGCACACGUAAAUGGCCGACCUGUUGCUGUUGUAGACACACUAGGACUGUUUGAUACAGGUGCCCCAAAUGAAGAUGUCAAGAAAGAAAUUCUGAAGUGUUUCAGCUUGCUGGCCCCUGGACCCCAUGUGUUCUUGCUGCUUCUUUCAAUUGGUACCAGGAUGACACCAGAGGAAAUGGUGAUGUUGAAACUCAUCAAAGAUACCUUUGGAACCGGGGCUGAAAAGUUUACUAUUACCCUUUUCACAAAAGGGGAUGAUCUAGGUCCGAUUUCAAUUGAGCAGUACAUCAAAGAAAGUCCUGCAGUUGAACGACUAAUCUCUGACUGUGAAGGACGGUAUCAUGUGUUUAAUAACAGAGAUGAAAGGAAUCACAAACAGGUGACUGAGCUAAUGGAAAAAAUUGACAGAAUGGUGGAGAAGAACGGUGGGGGUUGUUACACCAAUGUGAUGUUCCAAAUGGCAGAAGCUGCAAUUAAAGAGAAGUUUGAGAAUAUGAUGAGAGAGAGGGAGUUGGAAAUUGAGAGGGAGAAGGAACAGCUCCAGGCCAGAUUUGAUGAGGAUAUUACUGGGCCACCUACCUCUGACUGGAUCACAGACUGGGCCAGCAUGCCAUCUAACUCUGACUGGAUCACAGACUGGGCCAUCUACCUCUGA
Molecule: messenger RNA, 1916 nt
Organism: Clupea harengus (Atlantic herring)
Lineage: Eukaryota; Metazoa; Chordata; Actinopteri; Clupeiformes; Clupeidae
Product: GTPase IMAP family member 8-like
Exons: 4
Coding region: 72-1916 (614 amino acids)
Molecular function (GO): GTP binding
Source: RefSeq, a predicted model, not a curated record